AUGGUUGCACUAAAUCAAGAUUCAAUCACCGUGACUUCAUCGGAUGAGGCGAACACUGCUCCAGACGUUGCGAACGAAGAAGUGGAACUUCCGGAGCUAAGCAUCGAGCAAAAGAAGGAAGCGUUGAAGGAUCUGCUUGCCCAAGGCAAACGCGACUACAAAGCCGGCGAUUACGAAGCAGCUGCUGACAAACUGAGCACUUGCGCCAAUUAUGCUGCCGAAGUGUACGGGGUCUUUGCAAGCGAGUCCUUUGAUCCUCAUUACUACUAUGGACAGUGCCUCAUUGAAUUGGGCCGUAUUGACGCUGAUGUUCUGAAGAAUGCUCUGACCGAUAUUCCUGAAAGCGAAGAGGGGGAUGAAGAAGCUGAAGGCGAAGCAAAGGAGCAGGACAAAGAUGAGACCAUCGGAAAUCCUGACACGCUUACAGUUUAUAAGAAUAAAGCAUACUCAUCAAAAUAA
Molecule: messenger RNA, 459 nt
Organism: Cylicostephanus goldi
Lineage: Eukaryota; Metazoa; Nematoda; Chromadorea; Rhabditida; Strongylidae
Source: the annotation of a GenBank genome assembly